Solanum verrucosum is the source of this 1023-nucleotide messenger RNA. Its product is annotated as LEAF RUST 10 DISEASE-RESISTANCE LOCUS RECEPTOR-LIKE PROTEIN KINASE-like 2.1. The record is from RefSeq and is a predicted model, not a curated record. Gene Ontology annotation, biological process: protein phosphorylation. Lineage: Eukaryota; Viridiplantae; Streptophyta; Magnoliopsida; Solanales; Solanaceae. The coding region runs from base 16 to 1023 and encodes 335 amino acids. The transcript has a single exon. Gene Ontology annotation, molecular function: protein kinase activity; ATP binding.
UGGGAAAUAAAGAAAAUGACGAAUAGAUUCAAAGAUAAGCUUGGUGAAGGAGGUUUUGGAGAGGUUUACAAAGGUGAACUUUCUGACGGCCGUGCAGUUGUAGUGAAGAUUUUAAAAGCAUCUAAGGGUGAUGGAGAAGAAUUUAUCAAUGAAGUUGCAAGCAUCAGCCAGACUUCGCAUGUCAAUGUCGUGUCUCUUUUAGGAUAUUGUCUUGAUGGGAGCAAAAGAGCUCUAAUUUAUGACUUCAUGACAAAUGGAUCCUUAGAGAAAUACAUAUACGGUGAUGGUUCUCUCUUGGGACUGAACAAAUUGUAUCAAAUUGCAGUUGGAAUUGCUAAAGGAUUGGAGUAUCUUCACCGUGGAUGCAAUGCAAGAAUUUUGCAUUUUGACAUAAAGCCUCAUAACAUACUCCUUGAUGAAGAAUUCUGUCCUAAGAUAUCAGAUUUUGGUUUGGCAAAACUAUGCACCAGGAAAGAACGCAUUGUUUCCAUGUUAGGAGCACGAGGGACGAUUGGUUAUAUUGCUCCCGAAGUAAUCAGUAGGAGUUUUGGAGGAGUGUCACAAAGGUCUGAUGUCUAUAGUUAUGGAAUGAUGGUUCUAGAAAUGGUCGGAGGAAGAAAGAAUGUCAAGGAAGAAGUGAGCCAUACAAGUGAGAUAUAUUUUCCUAACUGGGCAUAUCAGCACGUUCAGCUAGAUGAUGACCUGAAGCUACAUGGGAUUAUAGACAUAGAAGAAGAAGAAACUGCUAGAAAGAUGAUAUUAGUUGGUCUGUGGUGCAUCCAAACUGAUCCAGCACAAAGGCCAUCAAUGAGUAAGGUUAUUGACAUGCUAGAGGGAACCCUCGUCUUAGAAAUCCCACCAAAACCUUUAUUAUGUACUCCUUAUUGUUCAGGAAGACAUUCUUUGAACACACAGGCAAUGCCACUGAACGCCUCCAUAAUUUCUCCAUCCAGUUCAUCACUUUGUUCUACUGAAGAAUUAGCAACUUUCAUAGGCACAGCUGCCAAAGACAGAACUUUCUAG